AUGCGAAGAAAAAAGCCAUGCAACUUAGUGUUAAGCUUAACUCGAAUUUGCGCAGCAUUGUUGAGCCUGUCUAGUGGCGCCUUUUCCAUAGCAGUGCUUUGUGUGGGACCGCAGGAGUCAUGCUUCAACGAGGCAGCGUUGAUAAUAAUUCUGAUCGGCGCUAUAAUGAAUGCAAUGGUUCAAAUAGCGCUAGCGAUUCGGGACGAACUAUUUUUUAAGUUCAUCUCUAUUUUUCCACUAUCGAUGACACUUGGGUCCGGAGUUUGCUACAUUAAGUUCUUGAUUGAGCGAUUACCAACCACAAAUAUUUCUUCGGGAAGGGCUGGUCUUGUUACUGCGCAUUUGAGUAUCCUUCUGUCCACACUACUGUUGAGUGGAGCUUCCUCAUCAUUAACGCCUCAACACGCUACAAAAGAAAGCGUCAAAGUCCAUGGUCCCGGCGGGGACAUGGAACCCGGGAACAACGAACAAACAAAAGUAGCGACAAAGACUGUCGCAAUGAAAAACUCUUCGCAAACUCUGACCCCGGAGCAUGAUUUUCAAGAAAUAUACUCCCACCAGAACUGGAUGAACAAAUACUCAUCCACGUACUCUGGCUCUGAGAGCGCGUCUGCAACCUCAGUAGUCAAGCACAGUUUAGAAGCGCAAGCAUCCCAAAAUUCGGCUCAGGAACAAAUGUUCGCGGAUCCAAGCCGCAAGAUAUCAAAAAAGCCAAAGGUGCGGUCUUUCCUCAGAAUGAGACCCAAGAAUAAGGUUAGCAAAGAUAGAGCUGUACUUGAAACGCCUCAAAUGGAUGAAAGCAUCCAGGCACACUAUGUCACAAGGCUCUCUACUAUCCAGGACAACUCCAAGAGUUUCCUAAAUGUCACCCAUAAUCUACAACACCGCGAUGUUAGCAGUAAAAGUGCGCGCUCCAGCUCAUUACUUAGCGAUCAUGGAAAGGCUACGGUGUUCGAUGAGGAUGCCUUUCUGAUGGAAAAGAAUGCUGUUCACCGUAUUAACAGUGCUCUUUUGCCUCCAUCCCUCAGAGCUUCUGACAAAGACGACAAGAACUACAAGUGGAACUCCGGCAUUAGUGAGCUCCACAACUCCCCGCCCACAAGUUCAGUAACGGAAGAUGGCCUGGAUUUGUUACAAGAAAAUGAUUUGGAAGACAUCCCGCAGGCUCCCGACUGGAGCAAACCCCUUGAUACAAACGCAGAUACCCCAAAGUUGUUGAAAAAAGUCAAUUUUCAGGACUGGCAGACCCAUAGCGACAGGCUCCUGGAGAGCGAAAGAAUUCUUAGCGAAUCAAGCCCCAAGCUUCUGCCAGGACUUUUGUUUCAGCCGAAGGAUCGCUUGCAACCAGAAGUCGACUUCAGCUUUCCCGCACAAAAACCUAAAUUGGACUUUGAUGACUUUCUUGGACACAACAACGAUGACACAGUCAGCGAACUUGACAUUCUCUUUCGCCGCGAAGAAGGGGGGCUGACUGAUAAAAGCGAUACCGCAGAUUUCAUGGAAAGCAUCUUGAAACAAAAUGAUGUUUCAACGAAUUUGAAACGAUUAUCAAAAGAGAUGAGCUUCACAAGCGGCAAUCACUCUCCCACGAAAUCCAUGACAUCAAUUAUCACAAACUCUGCUAAUGGAAGCUUCAAAUAUCCUUCCAGAUCACCCCAAAAGUCUCCGUCGAAAUCACCAUCUAAAUUUGGUUCAAUGUUUUCCAAUGCUGGCCAUUCGCAAGCAUCGAAUCACAUUCAUCAUUCUCGAUCCAACUCGCAGAUCACAGCUUUUUUGCACACAGUUGCGAACAAGGGAAACACCAACAGCUCUGUCCAAUCCUCUCCAACCCGCGGCGGAAGGCUUAGGAGAAGUUUCAGCAAAAAAAUGUCUCUAUCCAGCAUCUCUUUCAAGCAAGAAGAAGACGAGUGUUUGCACGAACACAUAAGAGGCAAAAGCAUCGACUUUAGCUACGUGCAUUCUUUGCAAAACAAACACUCGCCUUCGAAAUCUCUGACGUUGGCUGGAAGGCGAAAUAGUAUGUUUGCCCCUGGUGACUUGAAAUUAAGAACCGUUAGCGCUAUAUUUUCAGAGGAUGAUGCGGGACACAAUAGUACUGUUUCAAAACUCAAACAGGGCAUAGGUCCUACAGAGGAUGUUACUAAUCAAAAGACCGAGGACUCUAGUACGCGAAGUUCACAGUCUAUCACCAGUGAAACUCACUACCCACAAGCUGUAAUUGGCGAGUACGAUCGAGAAAAAUGGUCGACACUGUUGAGUAUGUCACUAAUAGAUUCUCCCAAAAGUGCAGCAGCCAACUAUUAA
Molecule: messenger RNA, 2304 nt
Organism: Lachancea thermotolerans CBS 6340
Lineage: Eukaryota; Fungi; Ascomycota; Saccharomycetes; Saccharomycetales; Saccharomycetaceae
Gene: IRC8
Product: Irc8p
Exons: 1
Coding region: 1-2304 (767 amino acids)
Source: RefSeq, a predicted model, not a curated record